Molecule: messenger RNA, 1962 nt
Organism: Closterium sp. Yama58-4
Lineage: Eukaryota; Viridiplantae; Streptophyta; Zygnematophyceae; Desmidiales; Closteriaceae
Source: the annotation of a GenBank genome assembly
AUGAGUAGGAAUUCAAGCCAUCGAGGCGGCAGGAGCAGAGACCGACCGGCGGAACCAGUGGCGCUGUUUCCGCGGAUGGACGUGCGCAGCGCGGCAGCGGCAGCAGCGGCGGGGCCCAAGCCUCCCCCGCGGAACAAGAUGGCGCUCUUUGAGUCCUUGGCGCCGCCUUCCGCUAAGCUUUUCCGUCAGGCGGUUUCCCGUCGAACGGUUUUCCGUCGAACGGUUUUCCGUCAAGCAAUUUCCCCUCAAACGUUUUCACGUCAAGCGGUUUCCCGUCAAGCGGUUUCCCGUCCAGCAGUUUUCCGUCAAGCGGUUCAGGACCAGCAUUCGCAGAUUCUUUCGCUCAUCCCGCCGCCGCUGGGGUACGCUUGCCUCCCGCCUUCCUGUGCCUCCCGCCUUCCUCUUGCCUCCCGCCUUCCUGUUGCCUCCCGCCUUCCUGUUGCCUCCCGCCUUCCUGUUGCCUCCCGCCUUCCUGUUGCCUCCCGCCUUCCUGUUGCCUCCCGCCUUCCUGUUGCCUCCCGCCUUCCUGUUGCCUCCCGCCUUCCUGUUGCCUCCCGCCUUCCUGUUGCCUCCCGCCUUCCUGUUGCCUCCCGCCUUCCUGUUGCCUCCCGCCUUCCUGUUGCCUCCCGCCUUCCUGUUGCCUCCCGCCUUCCUGUUGCCUCCCGCCUUCCUGUUGCCUCCAGCGAUCCCGUUGCGUUUCCUUAUGCGUCAAGCUGUUUACAUUCGCUUCCCGCUCGUACCAAUGGCUCGUUGUCUGGAAGCUUCCACGAAGCCGCGUCUCCGGUGUGCCAAGCCGCGUGCGCAACACACUCCGUCGGGGGGCCUUCCUCCGGUUCCGACCCUUCCGCCCCGUCCGCCCUGUCUCCCGUUGCGAGCGCAGCAUGGGGGGUGUCCGCACUGCCGCGCGCUAUCGGCGGAACUCUCCCCCCGCCGCAUGCAUCAGGCGCAUCCGGAAGCUCAGGCGGAUUUCCAGGAUUCCCAAGCCCCGCCACGGGCGCAAUUGCGGAAGGAAGGGGCGGAGGGGGAUCUGGCGGGAUGGCGGACGGGAUGGCGGAAGGUACUAUGGCGGAGGCAAUGACGGGCGGAGGAGCGCGGAUCCCCGGAAGCUCGUCCCCGCGGGAUGAGGCUGCGGAGAGCGCGUUCUGGGCGUGGCGCCACCACUCGCGCACCUCCCCCCCGGGCCCCCCUGUUUCCGCCUCCGCCCCCUCCUUCGCCCUUCCCGGUGCCCCUUCUCCGUUCGCCCCCUACCCGUCCACCUUUCCGUCCGCCUUCAGUCGCCCUCUGCCUGUCCCCCUUGCCUCUGCUCCCCCUGAUGCUGCUGCAGCAGCCGCUGCUGCUAUGCUAGCAAUUAUGGGUGGCGGAAGGGAUGUGGCGGGAGGUAGGGGGGCGAUGGCGGGGGGCAAUGACUUGGUUGGGGCGCAAAACACGCUCUUGGGGGACGCUGGUAGGCCCCCUGGCGGAAGGGGAGGGGAAGACGGUUUCGGGGGGAAGGUGGAAGGCGGGUUUCCCCCUAGGGGGGAGUUGGGGGAAGGGGGAUUUGAAAGGCGGGGGCUGGCGAAGGAAGAGGGGGGGAAGGGGAAGGUGGGCGGAGGGGCUGACGUGGCAAAUAUGAAACCGGGUGCAUGGAGUGCGCGGGGAGCAGGGAGGGGAGAGGGCGAAGGGGGAAUUGGCAAGGGUGGAUGGGGACAGGGCGGAGGGGACAAGGUGUGGGCGGAGGAGCAGAGGAAGGAGGGGAAUGAAGCAGCGGGAGGAAGGGGAGUGAGUGGGGCGAUGGGGGGAGCAAGAGGAUUAAGGGGAGAGGGGGGAGCGUGGGGAGGAGUGAGUGGGAAAGGAGGAAAGAGGGUGGGGGAGAGGGAAGGAGGAGAGAGGGAAGGAGAGAGGGGAGGAGUGAGGGCGUGUGACGUGGUGGCAGUGGUGGGGCAGCGGGAGUUUUGGCGCGUGCAGCAAGGCAUGCAGAGGUGA